ACGUAUAUGGAUACGGUGCGAUAGCGUACAUGUGACGGGCGAAUUCGUUUGUUACGAGUGGUAAAAAUUCUCUCGUCGAUCAUUGUUUCAAUUUCGCGCAAAGCCUGGGAUCAUCUCGUAGAAACGAAUCCGAUUCUUAAACCCCAUUCAUCACGAUCGCUCGUUAUCGGUGUAAAAAUUUCCGCUGAUUUUUGCUGCGGCGAGGAGAAGAGGUCGCGUCGUCUGGUCCGCGACGCGACGCAGGUCUACGCGCGAUUAUCAAAAAACCCGUUCCAUUCGCACCGUCGAGACUCGAAGCUGGAGACGAAUCAUCGACGAUACCGAAUAGGAAAGAUAAACAGGAUAUACGUACGGAGGGAACCUGCAGAAAUCGAGCACGGUGCCGAUAACACUCCUUAAAUUGAGAAGAAGAAAACAUCAUGCUCGCUUCAGGUUUUUUUGAAAAAAAUCAACGAAUGCUGAGAUGGCAGGCGAAAAUGCGAAUUCCCCGCCAGGAGUAUGGCUAGGACUCUUAUUGUUGCUCUCGGUACUCGUGGCCUCUACAUUGGCCAAAAGUACCGUCAGUGAAACGGAAAAACUCUUGUCAGAUCAAGAGAACCCCCGAGAACACGGAGAUCGCUUUAUCCCCAAUGACAGCGCGUACUUUGAGGGAGGGCCGUUUUCGCCGGAGUGGGAGAAAUCGGCGGAUGCAUCUUCGAUCCUAGAAAAUGUAAAGAAGCCUAUACGAGACGAUGCCAAAGAUUCAAACACCGAAACAAAAUCAGACACCUCCGGUGCAGCGGAGUCGUCGGUUAUUGCCGCCGAUAAAACUCAGGCCGGCGUUUUGCUGCAACAAAACGAGAAUACCACCGGUGACUUAACGACCACCGUAAGGAUAGCACCCGAUCACCCAAUUGGAACCGAACCGUUACCCACUAUAGCACUGACAACAAACAGUAGUGACGAUGAAGGAAUGUUAGAAAAAUCUCAAGAAACGAACAAGAAAACUGAAAAUAUUCAAUUACCGUCCGACGAAGCUGUUGGUAUUGCGAACAGGGAAACUCUGAUUGCGAGCGAGAAUUUAGGCGUUAAUUCGGAAGAACAGACUACGGUCGCUCAUCAGGAGUUCCAGUUCACCGAAGAACACGAAAACUUCGAAGAACAUACUCAUUCACCGUUUGCCGAAGCUCUCACGACACCUUCUUCGAAAUCAAAAUCAGACAGCCGCAAUGUCGACGCGAUAUCGUUGGUCAACGACACGAACGUCAAUUUUUCUGGAGAUCGGAAGAAUUGGUCCGACAUCCCGAUCGACAGCGGUGGCGGGAACGGAUUAGGAUCCGAACCGAAGCGAGAGGUGGAGAUCUUCAAAAAUGUAACUCAUCCUUCAAUCUUGAGGAUCAGUGAAGAGAGCAGCGAUACUAUGGCAGACAGCACCACGCCGUACUCCCUGGUAUCUAAAGCAAAAGCUCGAACUAUAUCGCUCUCAGGUGACAACGAUUUAGACGCGAAGCGGCCCAAAAAUUUAAAUGUCACCGGUGCCGUAGAUCAAACAACGUCUGAUACGGUGUUGAAAAUAUUCCCAAAAAAAUCCGUAUCUACGGAAAAACCGACCGAACUCAAACCGUACCCUUAUCUUAAAUCAGAAAACAAACUUGCGGAUCAAGAAACCGUCACGGAGAUACCAAGUGGAACUGAGGAGUCUGCGGAAGAAAUAGCCGCGUACGAGAAUACGAUCGGUAGAAAGAAGUCGGACGAAAAAAUAAUCGUGACGGAACCUUCGGUACUUGUCGAAAAUAGUAUUCAACAGUUUAAGCCCGUCCAUUACAAGAGAUCAGGGAAUUCGUCUAGAAUGAAUUCGACAUUUGACGCGAGUGCGUUUCCAACCACUUGGUCUUUGACAACAAAGGACGAGUUGAAAAACACAACAGAAGUCGUAGAAGACUUCCCGAUUGGAAUACCAAACAACGAAAACGGCAGCCAGGUAAACAACGACCUUCCUCCAGACAAUACGAACAAAUCUAUCACCACUGAAAGAUCUCCAUCUGUACUGACCGAGGUUACAGAAAACAACAUCGAAACUGUGGUCAGAAAAAUCAAUACCACCAACAACCUGACGGCUUCGACUCCGAUAUCGAAAAUGCUGACGGAAAAUUCCGAAAUUCCCGAUGAAGGAACUUCGACUACCGAUCAAAUUUGGGUUUCCAAUUCCACGGAGAAAAUUGUAACAGUUUCAAACGACUCAUCGACUGGUAACGAAAUCCAAAAGGGAUACGGGGAUUCCAAUGUACCCAACGCUACCGAAGGAUCGACGGAAAGUUUUUCAACGUCGACCGAAACUUAUUCCAGUGAAUUAUCGAAAGGUAGUGAAAAAUCGAACUUGGAAAUAGAGAGCAGUACGCUUCUGCCGAUAACAAUCUCCACAAUUGCAGAACCCGCUCAAGAGUCAUCAAGUGAAACACCCUCAUCUCAAUUAACCGUAUUCGAAACCGGCGAAGAAAAUGACGCCAAUAUUACUGGGCUAGAGACGAUCUCCCAGAGUCACGAGAGUACAAGAAGCAUCGCAGAGUCAUCGACCAGCCGAACGACUACCGUAGAAUACGAAUUCAUCGGACUCACGGAAGCUGAAGCGAACACUACCGACUCUCAGAGCAACCUGUCGAGCACUGAAAAGUCAAACACCUUCAGCGAUAUUCCCACCGAUAUUCCCAGCACUACGAAAUCGGAUGAAACGACCGACGUAGAAGCAACUAUGAAUCCCACAGAGCAAAACGAGACCACGUUCACAGUCUCGAAGACGACGGAAGCCAGGGAAUCUGAAGAGCCGAUCUCUUCGUCAACGCCCGAUUCGGAUACCACCGAAACAGCCGUCGGCAACGCGGACACAACGACAGACGAAUACUCGUCGAAUACAACGAAUGAGACUCCAGUUUCUGAAAAUGGGUUUACCGCGGGACCAACGGAAGUUUACAAUUUCACUACGAUCUCGUCAAGAGGUAACGGCGGAACGACGAGUGAUCCGAAAGAAAAAACUACAACGGAAUUGAUGACGGUGAUCACAGAAAGUGUCGAUGAAACACCGACACCGACAACAUUUAACAUUGAAGUAACAGUUUCAUCGGGAGCCAGUGAUACUCCGACCACCGUCACUCCGACUCCGACGUUGCAGAUCAGAAUCACUACGGAAUCAUCAGAAUUUCCUAUUUCCACCGAUGACGUCACACUUUUCGUUAGAAUAGUUUUUGAAGGUAGUUGGACCGAGGUAUGCCCUUUUCUGAAUGACCUCAAACUGACAUUGGCGAACUUUUUGACGGAGGCCGGAGAAAGGACUGUCCUUCCCAGAAAUAUUAUUUUGUCUCAAACGCAGUGCACAGCUCCACCAGUCACCACUAACGCUUUGACGCAAGUCCGUCUUUAUAUCGUUGAUGACAACGGCAAUUUCGAUUAUGCAAUGACGGAGACGUUGCCCAGCUUGUACAACCGAUCGCCGUUCAGCUUUCCACUGACGAUACACAGCGUAGAAAAAUUGACGCUGGAAACUGAGCCGAGCAACAACGCCAUAGCGGUCGUUGCAGUUUCAUCUGUUGCUUUUAUCUGCCUUGUCUUGCUGGCUGGAUUACUGUUUAUAAUGAGAAAACGACAGACACGGUUCAAUUACGGAGAGAGAUGUCGACCGGUAUCCUUGGACGCUUACAGCCUCGAUAGUGUUUCGGCCUAUAACAGUGUAAGAAGGAAAGGACUCGCUAGGGCUUCGAAACGCAGCUAUGGAAAUCCGGCGUUCGAAGACUCGAGCGUUACUCCGUCUCAUCCGUUGAACUUUGCCGGCCUAUCGACGUUCUGCAAUGACUCGAACGCUAUCACAGAGGAAUUUGCAGGAAUACCGCAGGUCUCUGCGAGAAUCGACGAAUUGCCUGCCGGUGCUGAAGUGAAAAAUAGAUACGCUAACGUAGUCCCACUCCCAGAAACUAGAGUGUUACUUCAAAAGAUUGACAACGAACCAUCCACUGAGUACAUAAACGCUAGCUACGUUCGGGGACCCAAAAACGCUACGAAAUAUUACAUAGCUUGUCAGGCACCAAUCGAAUCAACGGUAUCUGACUUCUGGAGGAUGAUUUGGGAGCAACAAAGCAAAGUGAUAAUAAUGCUUACUGACAUAAUCGAGAACGGAGUCGAAAAAUGUGUAGACUACAUACCACCCUCCGAAGUGACGGAUUGCCACCGCCUGUACGGUGACUAUCAAGUUACUCUAAAGAAGCGCGAAGCCAAGGAGAAAUACGCGAUAUCCACCCUUCACUUGAAGAAUCUCGAGAACAACACAUAUCGCGAGGUAUCGCAUAUAUGGUACCUGUGGCCUACGAACGGCGUCCCAUCGGAUGCAACGGGUCUCAUAGCGAUCCUUCUCGAGGCGAGAGCUUUGCAACGAGGCGCACCGGGCCCCGUGGUGGUACACUGUAGUCCCGGUACUGGUAGAACUGGUACCCUCAUUGCAUUGGACCUUGGAAUCAGGCAAUACGAGAUAACGAGAACAGUGGACGUCCCCCGGGUUGUUUAUACCAUCCGAAGGGAUAGAGCCGGCGCUGUGCAGACGAAGGAACAAUACGCUUUUAUUUACAAGGCCCUCAACUUGUACGCGGCCAAGCUCGCAGGCGCCGCAUUAGAAUCGAUGUGAAGAAGAAUUCAUCUCUCCGAGAUGGCUCCGAAUUAUGAUGAAACGUUGCUGUGACCUUCAACCAUCGAUAAUGACUCCUACCGAGUCAAUAUUAGCAUGUUCAAACUAAAGAACUCGUAAAUCUAGUUGAUUUAUAAGCGUAUACGAAGAAAACCAAAAAGUAUAAACGUGCGAAGUGAAAAUAAAUUAUAGAGUAAUUUAUAUCGGUACAUAACUUUUACACUUGUAUCAGAUUCCAAUUGAAACCAUAACAGGGUGAUGUCAAAGAAAGAAAUAUAAUUAUGACGAUUACCAGAUAGAUAAAAAAUGUCAAUUCCGUAGCAAUUAUUUAAAAACUGAGGACCAUAAUCCAGAAACAACCAUUUCUUUUGUCAAAUGGCUUUUACGUAAUGUUUACAUAGUUUAUAGCAUGACCAAAUAGUUGUUGAUAUUGUUGUAUAUAUUAUAAAACUGAUCGUAGCAUGCAGCUCUCUAUAUGUGUAUAUAUAUAUAUAAAAACCAGUACAUAUAUUUAUAUCGAUAUUAUUAUUAUUAUUAUUAUUAUUUUUGUUAAUCAUUUCAGUUGAUUUUGUAUGGUCGGACCAACUUCUUUUUAAUCCUCUUGCGUCCAGACUUAUGAAACUAGCCACUCGUUACCGCAUGUUUUUUUAUGAAUAAUUUACUUCAACUGAUCAACUCAGAACCAAGUCGCGAUUAUAGAAUCGAUUGUGGCUGCUCCUUCUGAGAACUUUUGUGGGAACAUUCUAAUUUCGUAGAUGAUCACGAAUGUUUCUUUAAAUUUUCAAAAUAAAACGCAUUUUUACGGAGCCUAACGUUACAGCCUUAGACUCGCGAAUAUUAUCGCAGCUAUGAUCGCAGGUUUCGAAAAGUAUUAUGGCAGAAUGUUGCUGAAGAGAAGAUGUUCAUUACCCAUUUCCAUAGGGUGCAUAUUAUUCACAAAAAUUUAUGUCAUCCACUCGUGCGAAUGACGCAGUUUUUUCGCGUGAGAAUAAUUUACGCAAGAAUAACAUUACUGCGCAUUAUGGUGUAUUUCGCGUUACACGUGUUAUUCUGUUUACCAGUAUUUCUAAGUGACUAUAUCGAACAUUUUUCGAUACUCAUGAGUUUAGUCGAGUUCAGAGUUGCAAUUGCUGUAAUGGAAUGAUUGUAAAUAUUUAACGUGAUGUGAUCGGGGGAAAAAUGUAAAAUUAUACGUACGAUAUCAAUCUGCGUAGAUCGAUAUAACAUUUUUUGUGCAUAAAGAUUGCAUGCGACGUUCCUAUACAUAAAACAGAAAUUAUUAUACGUACAUUAUUGUUUAUGUACUGACAAUGAGAAAUAUCACAUACGCUAUACUAUAUUGUAUCGGAUGAUAAUAAAUUCAUUUUAUGAAGUAGACAUGAUCUAGAAAAUAAUAUAAUUAUAGUUAGGCAUAAUAAUUAUUGUAAUCAAUAUAACAUAUCAAUUCGA
Athalia rosae (coleseed sawfly) is the source of this 6094-nucleotide messenger RNA. Its product is annotated as mucin-5AC. The transcript has 11 exons. The record is from RefSeq and is a predicted model, not a curated record. NCBI's taxonomy places the organism in Eukaryota, Metazoa, Arthropoda, Insecta, Hymenoptera, Athaliidae. Bases 464 to 4645 code for a protein of 1393 amino acids. Gene Ontology annotation, biological process: protein dephosphorylation. Gene Ontology annotation, molecular function: protein tyrosine phosphatase activity.